This is a messenger RNA of Galeopterus variegatus (Sunda flying lemur), 11545 nucleotides long. RefSeq names its product protocadherin Fat 4-like. Gene Ontology annotation, molecular function: calcium ion binding. Gene Ontology annotation, cellular component: cell-cell junction; plasma membrane. Gene Ontology annotation, biological process: homophilic cell-cell adhesion. The record is from RefSeq and is a predicted model, not a curated record. Lineage: Eukaryota; Metazoa; Chordata; Mammalia; Dermoptera; Cynocephalidae.
AUGGUAACAAAGGUGAUGGCAGUGGAUAGUACCGUAGCUCAACCAUUAGCUGCAGCUGCUAUUUCUGUUAAAAAAAUAACACUUCAGGAUAUCAAUGACAAUCCACCAGUAUUUCCAACAGACAUGCUGGAUCUCACUGUAGAGGAGAACAUUGGAGAUGGCUCUAAGAUUAUGCAACUAACAGCCAUGGAUGCUGAUGAGGGUGCAAAUGCUCUGGUCACAUACACUAUCAUUAGUGGAGCUGAUGAUAGUUUCCACAUAGACCCAGAAUCCGGAGAUCUGAUAGCAACCAAGCGAUUGGACAGAGAACGCCGUUCCAAAUAUUCGUUGCUGGUUCGUGCUGAUGAUGGUCUUCAGUCUUCAGACAUGAGAAUUAAUAUCACCGUCAGUGAUGUGAACGAUCACACACCUAAGUUCUCCAGACCUGUGUACUCUUUUGACAUCCCAGAGGAUACAACCCCUGGUUCUUUGGUAGCAGCCAUUUUAGCUACAGAUGAUGACUCUGGAGUGAAUGGAGAAAUUACAUAUAUUGUGAGUGAAGACGAUGAAGAUGGCAUAUUUUUCCUGAAUCCGGUUACUGGAGUCUUUAAUUUGACUCGAGUAUUAGAUUAUGAAGCACAGCAAUAUUAUAUCCUCACUGUUCGAGCUGAAGACGGUGGGGGACAGUUUACUACCGUCAGAGUUUAUUUCAACAUUCUAGACGUAAAUGAUAAUCCACCUAUUUUCAGCUUGAAUUCAUAUAGCACAUCUUUAAUGGAGAAUCUACCUCUAGGAUCUACUGUUCUUGUGUUUAAUGUUACUGAUGCAGAUGACGGCAUCAACUCCCAACUGUCUUACAGCAUUGCUUCAGGUGAUAGCCUUGAGCAGUUUACAGUGGACAAGAAUGGUGUCCUGAAAGUCUUAAGAGCUUUGGAUCGGGAAAGUCAGUCCUUCUACAACCUGGUUGUUCAGGUGCAUGACCUGCCACAACUUCCAGCCUCCAGAUUUACAAGCACUGCCCAAGUCUCCAUUAUUUUGCUGGAUGUAAAUGAUAACCCACCAACAUUUCUUUCCCCUAAGUUGACAUAUAUUCCAGAAAACACACCUAUUGACACUGUCGUUUUCAAAGCUCAAGCAACUGACCCUGAUAGUGGCCCAAACAGCUACAUUGAGUACAGCCUGCUGAAUCCCCUUGGAAACAAGUUCAGUAUCGGGACCAUUGAUGGUGAAGUGAGGCUCACUGGAGAACUGGACAGAGAAGAAGUUUCUAACUAUACUCUAACAGUGGUGGCUACAGACAAAGGCCAACCGUCUCUCUCUUCAUCUACAGAGGUUGUAGUUUUGGUACUUGAUAUCAAUGAUAACAACCCCAUUUUUGCACAGGCUUUGUAUAAAGUGGAGAUUAAUGAAAACACACUUACUGGAACAGAUAUAAUACAAGUAUUUGCAGCAGAUGGAGAUGAAGGUACAAAUGGUCAGGUUCGCUAUGGAAUUGUUGAUGGUAAUGCCAAUCAAGAAUUUCGGAUUGACUCUGUCACAGGUGCUAUUACUGUGGCUAAGCCUUUGGAUAGAGAGAAGACUCCCACUUACCUUUUAACUGUUCGGGCAACAGAUCGGGGCAGCACCCCCAGAACUGAUACCUCCACGGUCAGCAUUAUUUUACUGGAUAUUAAUGAUUUUGUUCCUAUAUUUGAGCUAUCUCCAUAUACUGUAAAUGUCCCUGAGAAUUUAGGGACCCUACCCAGAACAAUUCUUCAGGUGGUGGCAAGAGAUGAUGAUCAAGGAUCCAACAGCAAACUCUCGUAUGCUCUAUUUGGUGGUAAUGAAGACAACGCUUUUACUCUCUCAACCAGUGGAGAACUUAGAGUAACACAGAGUCUGGACCGGGAGACGAAGGAGCACUUUGUCUUGAUGAUUACAGCUACAGAUGCAGGAUACCCUGCAUUGACUGGAACUGGAACAAUCAAUGUCAUAGUAGAUGAUGUCAAUGACAAUGUCCCCACUUUUGCCAGUAAAAUGUAUUUCACAACAAUUCCUGAAGACGCACCAACUGGUACAGAUGUUUUAUUGGUAAAUGCUUCAGAUGCUGAUGCUUCAACAAAUGCAGUUAUAAGGAUCAUUGGUGGAAACUCUCAGUUCACCAUCAACCCAUCCACAGGACAAAUCAUCACCAGUGCACUGUUAGACAGGGAAAUGAAAGAUAAUUAUACUUUAGUAGUUGUCUCCAGUGAUGCUGGAUCCCCAGAGCCUCUUUCCAGUUCCACCAGUGUGUUCGUCACUGUGACUGAUGUCAAUGACAAUCCACCAAGAUUUCAGCAUCACCCAUAUGUCACACACAUCCCAUCUCCUACUCUUCCAGGUUCCUUUGUCUUUGCAGUUACAGUCACAGAUGCUGAUAUUGGACCCAAUUCUGAACUGCAUUAUUCUCUUUCGGGUAGAAACUCUGAAAAAUUUCACAUUGACCCACUGAGGGGAGCUAUUAUGGCAGCUGGACCACUAAAUGGAGCUUCAGAAGUGACAUUUUCUGUACAUGUAAAAGAUGGUGGCUUAAUUCCAAAGACGGAUUCUACAACAGUGACUGUUAGAUUUGUGAACAAGGCAGAUUUCCCUAAAGUCAGAGCCAAAGAACAAACAUUCAUGUUUCCUGAAAACCAACCAGUAGGCACUCUUGUCACCACCGUCUCAGGCUCCUCAGUGAGAGGAGAACCUUUGUCCUAUUAUAUUGCAAGUGGGAAUCUUGGCAAUACUUUUCAAAUUGAUCAAUUAACAGGGCAGGUAUCGAUUAAUCAACCUCUGGAUUUUGAAAAGAUACAGAAAUAUGUUAUAUGGAUAGAGGCAAGAGAUGGAGGUUUUCCUCCUUUCUCUUCUUAUGAGAAACUUGACAUAACAGUAUUAGAUGUCAAUGACAAUUCUCCAAUUUUUAAGGAAGAUCCAUUUGUUUCUCAAAUAUUGGAAAACCUUUCUCCUCGAAAAAUACUUACUGUUUCAGCAAUGGACAUGGACAGUGGACCCAAUGGACAGCUAGAUUAUGAAAUUGUUAACGGCAACAAAGAAAAUAGUUUCAGUAUUAAUCAUGCUACUGGUGAAAUUAGAAGCAUUAGACCUUUAGACAGGGAAAAAAUAUCACAUUAUGUGCUCACCAUAAAAUCUUCUGACAAAGGAACACCUUCUCAGAGUACCUCAGUAAAAGUCAUCAUUAAUAUUUUAGAUGAAAAUGAUAAUGCCCCUAGGUUUUCUCAAAUAUUUAGUGCUCACGUUCCUGAAAAUUCCCCCUUAGGAUAUACAGUUACACGUGUCACAACUUCUGAUGAAGAUAUUGGUGUAAAUGCAAUUAGUAGAUAUUCAAUAAUGGACACAAGUCUUCCAUUUACAAUUAAUCCUAGCACAGGGGAUAUCAUCAUUAGUAGACCUUUAAAUAGGGAAGAUACGGACCGUUACAGAAUCCGAGUUUCUGCACAUGAUUCUGGGUGGACUGUAAGUACAGAUGUCACAAUAUUUGUGACAGAUGUCAAUGACAAUGCUCCAAGAUUUAGCAGACCUUCCUAUUAUCUAGAUUGCCCUGAACUUACUGAGAUUGGCUCCAAAGUGACUCAGGUAUCUGCAACAGAUCCCGAUGAGGGAUCAAAUGGACAAGUGUUUUAUUUUAUAAAAUCUCAGUCAGAAUAUUUCAGAAUUAAUGCCACCACCGGAGAGAUUUUCAAUAAACAGGUCUUAAAAUACCAAAACAUCAGUGGCAUCAGCAAUGCGAACAUCAACCGGCAUAGUUUUGUAGUGACAUCUUCAGAUCGAGGUAAUCCUUCCUUACUUAGUGAGACAACAGUUACCAUCAACACAGUGGACAGUAAUGAUAAUGCACCUCAAUUUCUUAAAAUUAAAUAUUUUACUCCAGUCACCAAAAAUGUUAAAGUUGGUACAAAUUUAAUCAAAGUAACUGCAAUAGAUGAUAAAGAUUUUGGAUUGAAUUCUGAAGUGGAGUAUUUUAUUUCUAAUGAAAAUCAUUUAGGAAAAUUUAAGUUAGACAAUGAUACAGGGUGGAUUUCAGUAGCAUCAUCCCUGAUUUCUGACUUGAAUCAAAACUUUUUGAUCACGGUCACUGCAAAGGAUAAAGGAAACCCUCCACUUUCAUCCCAAGCAACUGUUCAAAUAACUGUCACUGAGGAAAACUACCAUACACCCGAAUUCUCUCAAAGCCACAUGAGUGCAACCAUCCCAGAGAGUCAUAGUAUUGGGGCCAUUGUCAGAACUGUUUCUGCACGAGAUAGAGAUGCAGCUAUGAAUGGCUUGAUUAGGUACAGCAUUUCUUCAGGAAAUGAAGAUGGCAUUUUUGCAGUCAAUUCUUCCACUGGUGUAUUAACACUAGCCAAAGCCCUUGAUUAUGAGCUAUGCCAGAAACAUGAAAUAACUAUUAGUGCUACCGAUGGAGGAUGGGUUGCAAGAACCGGCUACUGCAGUGUGACCAUAAAUGUGAUUGAUGUGAAUGAUAAUUCUCCAGUAUUCCUUCCUGAUGAAUAUUUUCCUGCUGUUUUGGAAAAUGCCCCAAGUGGGACAACAGUUAUCCACCUAAAUGCAACAGAUGCUGACUCUGGAACAAACGCUGUGAUUGCAUAUACAGUACAGUCAUCUGACAGUGACCUCUUUGUCAUUGACCCUAAUACAGGAGUCAUCACCACUCAAGGCUUCUUGGAUUUUGAAACCAAGCAGAGUUACCAUCUUACUGUAAAAGCCUUCAAUGUCCCAGAUGAAGAAAGGUGUAGCUUUGCCACUAUUAACAUACAAUUAAAAGGGACAAAUGAAUAUGUGCCUCGUUUUGUUUCCAAACUUUAUUAUUUUGAAAUUUCAGAGGCAGCUCCUAGAGGUACCAUUGUUGGAGAAGUGUUUGCCAGUGACCGUGAUUUGGGCACUGAUGGGGAGGUACACUAUUUGCUUUUUGGUAACAGUCGAAAGAAGGGUUUCCAGGUCAGUAAAAAGACUGGACAAAUUUAUGUUUCUGGACUUCUUGAUAGAGAAAAAGAAGAAAGGGUGUCUUUGAAGGUAUUGGCCAAAAAUUUUGGAAGCAUUAGGGGUGCAGAUAUAGAUGAGGUCACUGUAAAUAUCACCGUGCUUGAUGCCAAUGACCCACCCAUUUUUAGUCUAAACAUCUACAGUGUUCAGAUCAGUGAAGGGGUCCCCACAGGAACUCAUGUGACCUUUGUCAGUGCCUUUGACUCAGACUCCAUCCCCAGCUGGAGCAGGUUUUCUUACUUCAUCGGAUCAGGGAAUGAAAAUGGUGCCUUUUCCAUUAAUCCACAAACAGGACAGAUCACCGUUACUGCAGAAUUAGAUCGAGAAACACUACCUAUCUAUAAUCUCACAGUUUUGGCUGUUGAUUCAGGGACCCCCUCAGCUACUGGAAGUGCUUCCUUAUUAGUCACCCUGGAAGAUAUAAAUGAUAAUGGGCCCAUGCUAACCAUCAAUGAAGGAGAAGUUAUGGAAAACAAACGCCCAGGAACUCUGGUGAUGACCCUUCAGUCCACUGAUCCUGAUCUCCCUCCAAAUCAAGGCCCUUUUACCUAUUAUCUGCUGACCACAGGCCCUGCCACCAAUUAUUUUAGUCUGAACACUGGUGGAGUUCUGAGCACAACCAGAGAGAUUGACAGAGAGCAGAUUGCAGACUUCUAUCUGUCUGUGGUCACUAGGGAUUCUGGUGUCCCUCAAAUGUCUUCCACAGGAACUGUGCACAUCACAGUUAUAGACCAAAAUGACAAUCCUUCACAGUCUCGAACGGUGGAAAUAUUUGUCAAUUAUUAUGGCAACUUGUUCCCUGGUGGGAUUUUGGGCUCUGUGAAGCCACAGGAUCCGGAUGUGUUAGACAGCUUCCACUGCUCCCUUAUGUCGGGAGUCACAAGCCUCUUCAAUAUUCCAGGGGGCACUUGUGACCUGAAUUCCCAGCCAAGGUCCACAGAUGGCACGUUUGAUCUGACUGUCCUUAGCAAUGAUGGAGUGCACAGCACAGUCACAAGCAAUAUCCGAGUUUUCUUUGCUGGAUUUUCCAAUGCUACAGUGGAUAACAGCAUCUUACUUCGUCUUGGUGUGCCAACAGUAAAGGACUUCUUGACUAACCACUACCUUCAUUUCUUACGCAUAGCCAGUUCACAGCUUGCAGGCCUAGGGACUGCUGUACAACUCUAUGGUGCAUAUGGAGAGAACAAUAGAACAUUUCUUUUGGCAGCUGUGAAACGAAAUAAUAAUCAGUAUGUUAAUCCUGGUGGUGUAGCCACCUUCUUUGAAAGCAUCAAAGAGAUCCUUUUCCGGCAGAGUGGGGUAAAGGUAGAAUCUGUGGAUCAUGACUCAUGCAUUCAUGGCCCAUGUCAGAAUGGGGGGAGCUGUAUAAGAAGACUGGCUGUGAGCUCUGAAUUGAAGAGCCAAGAGAGUCUUCCAGUCAUCAUUGUGGCAAAUGAACCUCUGCAGCCUUUCUUAUGCAAGUGUCUGCCAGGAUAUGCAGGUAGCUUUUGUGAAAUAGAUAUAGAUGAAUGCCUUCCAUCUCCUUGCCACAAUGGUGGGACCUGUCACAAUUUAGUGGGAGGAUUUUCAUGCAGCUGCCCAGAUGGCUUCACUGGUAGGGCCUGUGAGAGAGAUAUCAAUGAGUGCCUGUCCAGUCCUUGCAGGAAUGGUGCCGUCUGCCAGAAUUUUCCAGGAACCUUCAACUGUGUUUGCAAAACUGGAUACACAGGGAAAAUGUGUGAAUCUUCCAUCAAUUACUGUGAAUGCAACCCCUGCUUUAAUGGUGGUUCCUGCCAAAGUGGUGUGGAUUCAUAUUAUUGCCAUUGCCCAUUUGGUGAGUAUAGCUUAUUUGUGGAUACGAAAUAUCAGUCUAUUUUGACACACAGUUUUGCAGCUUCCUUAACUGUGGACUCCUGUUCUGAGAACCAGGAACCAGGAUAUUGCACCAUCAGUAAUGUGGCAGUUUCAGAUGACUGGACUCUUGAUGUUCAGCCAAAUCGAGUCACAGUUGGAGGUAUCAGAUUGCUAGAACCAAUCCUUCAGAGGAGGGGACACGUGGAAAGCCAUGAUUUUGUCGGGUGUAUAAUGGAGUUUGCCGUCAAUGGAAGGCCUCUGGAACCCAGCCAGGCUUUGGCAGCACAAGGCAUCUUAGAUCAGUGCCCUAGGCUAGAAGGUGCUUGUAUUCGCAGCCCCUGCCAACAUGGUGGCACAUGUAUGGAUUACUGGUCAUGGCAGCAGUGUCAUUGCAAAGAAGGACUGACUGGGAAAUACUGUGAAAAAUCUAUUACUCCUGACACUGCCUUAUCAUUAGAAGGCAAAGGACGCUUGGACUACCACAUGAGUCAGAAUGAGAAACGGGAAUAUUUGUUAAGACAGAGCAUACGAGGUGCCAUGUUGGAGCCUUUUGGUGUGAACAGUCUGGAAGUAAAAUUCAGGACAAGAGGCGAGAAUGGCAUUUUAAUCCACAUCCAAGAAAGCAGUAAUUACACUACUGUGAAGAUAAAGAAUGGCAAAGUACAUUUUACAUCAGAUGCAGGAAUCGCUGGGAAAGUGGAAAGAAAUGUUCCUGAAGUGUAUGUUGCAGAUGGCCACUGGCAUACUUUCCUAAUUGGAAAAAAUGGAACAGCCACAGUAUUGUCCAUUGACAGAAUAUAUAAUAGAGAUAUCAUCCACCCAACACAGGACUUUGGUGGCCUCGAUGUGCUUACUAUCUCUCUUGGAGGAAUUCCACCCAAUCAAGCUCAUCGAGAUACCCGAGCAGGUUUUGAUGGCUGCAUUGCUUCUGUGCUGUAUGGUGGAGAAAGUCUUCCUUUCAGUGGGAAGCAUAGUUUGGCCUCUAUCUCAAAAACAGAUCCCUCAGUGAAGAUUGGUUGUCGUGGCCCGAACAUUUGUGCCAGCAACCCCUGCUGGGGCGAUUUACUGUGCAUUAAUCAGUGGUAUGCCUACAAGUGUGUGCCUCCUGGAGACUGUGCCUCCCACCCAUGCCAGAAUGGUGGCAGCUGUGAGCCAGGCCUGCACUCUGGCUUCACCUGUAGCUGCCCAGAGUCAUACACGGGGAGGACCUGUGAGACGGUGGUGGCCUGUCUUGGUGUCCUCUGUCCUCAGGGGAAGGUGUGCAAAGCCGGAAGCCCCGGGGGGCAUGUCUGUGUUCUGAGUCAGGGCGCGGAAGAGAUCUCUCUGCCUCUGUGGGCCGUGCCUGCCAUCGUGGGCAGCUGUGCAACCGUGCUGGCCCUCCUGGUCUUGAGCCUGAUUCUGUGUAAUCAGUGCAGGGGGAAGAAGGUCAAAAAUCCCAAAGAGAAAAAACCAAAGGAGAAGAAGAAGAAGGGAAGUGAGAAUGUUGCUUUUGAUGACCCAGACAAUAUCCCCCCAUAUGGAGAUGACAUGACUGUGAGGAAACAGCCUGAAGGGAACCCUAAACCAGAUAUCAUUGAAAGGGAAAACCCCUACCUUAUCUAUGAUGAGACCGAUAUCCCUCACAACUCAGAAACCAUCCCCAGUGCCCCUCUGGCUUCACCGGAGCAGGAGAUAGAGCACUAUGACAUUGACAACGCCAGCAGCAUUGCCCCUUCAGAUGCAGACAUCAUCCAACACUACAAGCAAUUCCGCAGCCACACACCGAAAUUUUCUAUCCAGAGGCAUAGUCCCCUAGGAUUUGCAAGGCAAUCCCCCAUGCCCUUAGGAGCAAGCAGCUUGACUUACCAGCCUUCAUAUGGUCAAGGUUUACGAAGUGGCUCCCUAAGCCACUCAGCUUGCCCAACUCCCAACCCUCUGUCCCGACACAGCCCGGCCCCUUUCUCCAAGUCCUCUACUUUCUAUAGGAACAGCCCAGCAAGGGAAUUGCAUCUUCCUGUAAGGGAUGGGAAUACUUUGGAAAUGCAUGGGGAAACUUGCCAGCCUGGCAUUUUCAACUAUGCCACAAGGUUGGGAAGGCGAAGCAAGAGUCCUCAGGCCAUGGCAGCCCAUGGAUCUAGACCAGGGAGUCGCCUAAAGCAGCCUAUUGGGCAGAUUCCUCUGGAAUCUUCUCCUCCUGUCGGACUGUCAAUUGAAGAGGUAGAAAGGCUGAACACCCCUCGCCCUAGAAACCCAAGUAUCUGCAGUGCAGACCAUGGGAGGUCUUCCUCAGAGGAGGAUUGCAGAAGACCACUGUCCAGAACAAGGAACCCAGCGGAUGGCAUUCCAGCUCCAGAAUCUUCUUCUGAUAGUGACUCCCAUGAGUCUUUCACUUGCUCAGAAAUGGAAUACGACAGGGAAAAGCCAAUGGUAUAUACUUCUAGGAUGCCCAAAUUAUCUCAGGUCAAUGAAUCUGAUGCAGAUGAUGAAGAUAAUUAUGGAGCCAGACAGAAGCCUAGAAGGUACCAUGGCCGCAGGGCUGAGGGAGGACCUGCAGGCCCCCAGGCAGCAGCACCAGGGGUUGCUGACAACACACUGCCCUUGAAGCUUGGGCAGCAAGCAGGGAAUUUCAACUGGGACAACCUUUUGAACUGGGGCCCUGGCUUUGGCCAUUAUGUAGAUGUUUUUAAAGAUUUGGCAUCUCUCCCAGAGAAAGCAGCAGCAAAUGAAGAAGGAAAAGGAGGGACAACUAAGUCAGUCCCCAAAGAUGGGGAAACAGAACAGUAUGUGUGAAGUUGAUGUACUGGCAUUAUAAAAUAUAAAAACAAGAAACAUUCAAACCAUUGUAAGGUUGCUGACUAGGUUGAGUCACAUUUGAAAAACAGGCCAGUAUGGACUUGGUGGUCGAGGGAAACUAAAAAUAAUAACCACAAUGCUGCUGAAACAGACAACUCUUUAAUUUAAAUACACUUGAUUGAAUUUAUUUUUCUGCAUGCAUUGUAUUUUGUAAGUAGUUGUGUGGCAUGCAGCAUUUGGAAACUUUUUCUCAUUUACCAGUGUUUGAUUUGUGAUUUUUAACAUUAAUACUGUUACCAUUGCAGAAAUGAACUUGUGCUUUCAUAGUGGGGCAUGUGUACUGUUUCCAUCGUAUUAUUAUGUUUUGCAUUGGAAGAUCCUUGAGGUUUAACCAAUCCUUGUAAAGUGUAGAAAAGAACCCUCUUAUCCUUGAGUGAAAGACUAAUUAUUAACACUUUUCAGAACUGUAGAUUCCAUAUUCGAUGUUGCUCAGAAAUGUCUGAGUAUUUGAAUAAGUUUUACAUGACAGUGGGUACUAAAAUUAAGUCAUUUUGUUCAGCACUUUAAAACUUUCUUACAAAAUUGUGUUAAAACUUCCUGAAACUUUUUGCAAAUGAUUACAGUCUCCUGACUUCCAUCAGGCUUCCCUUAGGAACAAAAUGAUUGCAUGUUGUCCCCAGAACAUUGCCAUGUUCCUAGUGUGGAAAGGGAAGAUUUUCUUAGCAGCACUUCUGAGAAACACUUUUGAAAGUUAUUUAUUGAAAAAAUGUUCUAUGCUUUUAACAUUUUAAAGAAUGGACCUACGGAAAGACUACGACUGGACUGCUUUUUCAAUCUUUUGACAUUUACCCCAAGUACCCAGUUUUUGUAAUUUAUAUAAAGUCAAUUUCAACACUUCUUACUUUCUGUCAUUUUGUAGAUCAUUUUUUUAAUACUGUGUAAAAACAUUUUUUUACACCUAAGCUGUGUUUUUGAUACUGAUAUUUUCCUAUGCUGAAAGUUUUCUUACUUUCAGGGAAGGUAAGAAAAUACAUUUUUUACAUUUGUUACUUAUGUAACGUUCAUAUUUUUCACAUUUUGAUAUUUGUAACAUACUGUAUGCUUUCUACUUGUAAAUGCCAACAAUAGAAUUAAAUAUUUAUUUAAAAUACUUUGCAUUCAUAGUGUAAUAUUAAUUUUGCAUCUUUCUGUACUCUAUGUAUGCUCAAUUAUGAAUAUUCUCUACUUGUCAAUAGGGUAUGGCAAUUUGAACUAUAUGUGGGAAGCAUCAUUUUCUUUUAAAAAACAUGAAUAUGGAUAAUUUCCAGAACAGAUACUUUAAGGUCAUUUUAGUGCAUUCCUACCUGUCAGAGUUCUUGAACUUCCCUAGAGUAUAAUGAGUCUAGACUGGGUUGGUCUUAGGGGACUAACUUUGUUAUGAACCUGGUUUAAGCAUCCUGGCAAUAAGUGUUAGGAAGUUCCCAGUAGAGUAUGUUUACUGAAGGCGAGCAGCAAUGAAUUAAAGCUAAUUAUGGAAAAAUGUCUGGGUCUGGUUUUCUGCAAUGACCCAGCCCAAAAUUUUCCAAGUCCAAUCAUGGGUAAAAAGAAUGACAGAGAAAGCUCUGCUCUGCAUACCUCUUAAAUUUAUUGAUUAUUCUGCUGCAUGAGCUCUAAAAAUUUUUUGCAUGCUAUCUUAGACAAGACAAACCUCUAUUUUCAAGUAGUCACCAAGAGUGAGAACCUCUGAAGAAGGGGAUGAUACACAGCAGGAUCCAUUUGUGUGUAUAAAUAGUUAUAUCUUAAAUAAUAGGACUUAUAAAAAUUACCUCACAAUCUCAGAACGUUUUGUAAUUAAAUAUCUGCUCCAAACCAUAUUUGUUGAGAAUACGCUCCUUUAAUACUGACUGUACCAUAUCGAAUAGGGAUUUUAACAAUAUGUAAAUGUUUUAGUAAAUAAAAUAUCCUUAAAUUAACACCAAAA